Messenger RNA from Mastomys coucha (southern multimammate mouse), 4839 nucleotides. It is a transcript of the gene Mzf1, whose product is annotated as myeloid zinc finger 1. The record is from RefSeq and is a predicted model, not a curated record. Gene Ontology annotation, molecular function: RNA polymerase II cis-regulatory region sequence-specific DNA binding; DNA-binding transcription factor activity. The transcript is spliced from 5 exons. Gene Ontology annotation, biological process: regulation of transcription by RNA polymerase II. Bases 1600 to 3825 code for a protein of 741 amino acids. NCBI's taxonomy places the organism in Eukaryota, Metazoa, Chordata, Mammalia, Rodentia, Muridae.
CCCAGGGGACGCUCCUUUUUGAACCCGUGGUUGCCAUGGAGAUGAGGAGGCUGAUUGCGUCCUAGUGAGGGCGGUGAUUGGUGCAGAACCCUACAAAUCCCGGGAAGGCCUGUAGAAAGCUGACCGGAAAAAAAAAAAAAUGUGAUGGGGGCAUGCGCGGUCUGGAAGGCGGUGCUAGAAUCCGUUGCCCCCGAGAGGAUUGUGCACGUCGACGGGGCCCUGACGCCUGGAUUCGAGACCGGGAGUGUGGGGAGAGACGUCCAGGAGUGCGAGCCGAUUAUUGCGACCAGCGCAAUCCCCUAGGGACGGGAAGAAGGGUAGAAACGGAGGCGGGGAUGGGGGAAGGGCAGAAGGGCUUGGAGCUAAGCGCAGAGCAGUCUGGGAAAUGUAGUUUGGUCUGGAGCAAGCGAACGGGAGUGCGCAUGUUCACGAACGCACAACCUCCCUCCGAGUACUGAAGGAAGGCUUGGAGCCCCUUCACCGCAAGGCCUUGGGAGGAGAGAGAGUAGAGUGGACUCUGGGAUUCCAGCUGUCCGGCUAGACCCAGGCGCAGGCAGAGGUCCAGGAACUCCCUGCAAGCCUGCCCGCCACAGGUCCCACGGCGACCGGACUCAUUGGCACCCUAAAGCGGUGAUGCUCGCUUAGACUUCUGGGAAAUGUAUUUCGGAACCUCCUCUACUUGCUUAGUAGCUAUUCCAAGUUUCUCGCAGGGUUUCGAGUUGACUUAGCACCCUAAAGACCAGGGGUGUAACCCACAGAAAUCAAGGUGCCUCUAAGUUGAUGCCACUCCAAUUAUAAAUUUAGAUUUUUACAAAGGCCCAGUUGCAGAAAGUAUCAUGGGAGAAGUCAGUCAUAUUUACAGGUGAAAAAACUAUAGCUCACAUAGGCACAGCAAAAGUAGUAUCCUUGUCUAAUGAUUUGGGAGCCUUGAAGGGUACCCAGAAGUUCCCCAGUUAUUUCCCAACCAACUAAAUUCGAGAACUGAAGACUUGUAUCGCUAUUAGAUGUAAUGAGUUAGCUUCAGGUAUUGGAGAUAUGGAAAAGUGUUUGCCUAAGAGAAGCUGAGAUGGGGAUUGGGUAGAGUAGGGCUGUCCUCUUGAUAUCACAUUGGGAAGGGAAUGUUGGGGCCCGAGAGAGGGACCAAGUCCAAGACUGGGUAGAAAACAUUAAGGGACUGUUAUUGGGAGUCCGGGGGAGGGGGGGGGGAGGAGGCAGCAGUGGUACUGAUUUCCGGAUGCAAGUAGAGAGGCAGCUAUAGAAAAGAAUAGGAUAUAGGGAAGAGAAAUGUUUCUAAGCUUAAGCAACAGCCUGUAUUUAGAACAGAGUAAGCUACCAGACACUAUAUAGGCCCUGCUAAAAUGAGGUCUACAAAGCAUGUGGUUCAUAUAGAGUUCCCACAGGUCUCUGAGGUGUGGCUGGUCUGUCAGUGCCUGUUCCCUCAGGUGUCCCCUUCACAGAGGUCCCAGGAUCAAAGGACACAGCAUAUGGUAGGCGCUCAGUAAGCAUUCACUGCCCCUGGCUGUCCAUAUUACACAUGCCUCGUACUGUGCCUUCCCUAGGGACAGGCACUGGCUUCAAAGACCUGAUCUGGUACUCCUGAUGAGACCCACUGUGCCGGGCUCCUCAGGCUUUGCACCCCCAGAAAAUGAGCCUGCUGUGGUGAAGCUGGAGGACUCUGACAAUGACGACGACGACGACGACGACGAUGAGAGAGAAGAUACAUUGUGGGACCCAGGCCCUGAGGCUGCGCGUCUACGAUUCCGGUGCUUCCGGUAUGAGGAUGCAGUGGGUCCUCAGGAAGCCCUGUCCCAGCUCCGAGAACUGUGUUACCAGUGGCUACGCCCAGAAGUACACUCCAAGGAACAGAUGCUGGAGCUCUUGGUGCUGGAGCAGUUCCUGGGUGCACUGCCUCCUGAGAUCCAGGCCCAUGUGCAAGGGCAGUGGCCAGGCAGCCCUGAAGAGGCUGCUGCCUUGGUUGACGGACUUCGAUGGGAGCUUGAUGGACCUCGGAAAUGGGUCACAGUCCAGGUGCAAGGCAAGGAGGUCCUAUCAGAAAAGAUGGAACCCUCCAGCUUCCAGCCAAGGCCUCACAUCAAGCUUCAGACUCCAGAGCCUGGGGCUGAGACUCCCCAAGGAGCCAUGCAGGAAUUGCCGCUGGACCUACAAAUGAAAGAAGAGACAGAGUUGAUGGAGAAUCCAGAGCUCCUGGAGUCUGGGCCUCUUCCUGCUGCUCAAGAGGCUACAGCCACUCUCCUAUCUAAGGCGGCUCAGAGCCAUGGGACAGCACUGGACCAGACCUCUCCUCACAGCAACACUGAGCCUGAUGUGCCCCCAUGGAGUGAGGACACUAUGCCCCUGUGGCAUGAGGAAGUAGGAGGCAUCUUUCCACCAGGGUUUACGCUGCAGAUGGACAGCAUCACGGCAGAGCCGGAUAUGAUGAGCCCCCACCUCCAUGUCCCCUGGGAUCUGGACAUGGCUAGCCUCUCUGGACAGAUAAAGUCUCCUACCAGGGAAGGUGGCUUUGCCCAUUCCCUCGUACUCCCCAGAGACCCAGGAAGUGAACAGGUCCCUGCCUGCGAGGAUCCCUGCCCCAGUGUGAGCCCAGCAUUGGUGGCGACUCGAUGGCAUGCUCCAAGGGGCCAGAGCCAGAGCCACCCUAGCACGGGGACUGGAACGAUUCGAGGCGGCCGCUGCGACGUGUGUGGCAAGGUGUUCAGCCAGCGAAGCAAUCUGCUGCGGCACCAGAAGAUCCACACAGGCGAGAGACCAUUCGUGUGUGGCGAGUGUGGCCGCAGCUUCAGCCGCAGCUCUCACCUGCUGCGACACCAGCUCACGCAUACUGAGGAACGGCCUUUCGUGUGCCGCGACUGUGGCCAGGGCUUCGUGCGCAGUGCCCGCCUGGAGGAGCACCGGCGUGUGCACACGGGCGAGCAGCCGUUCCGCUGCGCAGAGUGCGGCCAGAGCUUUCGGCAGCGCUCCAACCUACUGCAGCACCAGCGCAUCCACGGCGACCCGCCCGGUCCCGCGCCGCCCAUCCUGCCCCUCGCCGGAGUCCCCGAGCCCCCGGGCCCCUUCCCAUGCAGCGAGUGCUGUGAGAGCUUCCCACGACGCGCCGUGCUACUCGAGCACCAGGCGGUGCACACCCGGGACAAGUCCUUCGGAUGCGUGGAGUGCGGCGAGCGCUUCGGCCGCCGCUCCGUGCUCCUGCAGCACCGGCGCGUGCACAGCGGCGAACGGCCCUUCGCCUGUGCCGAGUGCGGCCAAAGCUUCCGGCAGCGCUCCAAUCUCACCCAGCACCGGCGCAUCCACACUGGCGAGCGGCCGUUCGUCUGCGCCCAGUGUGGCAAGGCCUUCCGCCAGCGGCCCACGCUCACACAGCAUCUGCGUGUGCACACGGGUGAGAAGCCCUUCGCGUGCCCCGAGUGCGGCCAGCGCUUCAGCCAGCGACUCAAGCUCACGCGCCACCAAAGGACCCAUACGGGCGAGAAGCCCUACCGCUGUGGUGAGUGCGGCCUCGGCUUCACGCAGGUGUCUCGGCUCACCGAGCACCAGCGCAUCCACACAGGUGAGCGGCCCUUCGCCUGUCCCGAAUGUGGCCAGAGCUUCCGGCAGCACGCCAACCUCAUCCAGCACCGGCGCAUCCAUACGGGCGAGCGGCCCUACGCGUGCCCCGAGUGUGGCAAGGCCUUUCGCCAGCGGCCCACGCUCACGCAGCACCUGCGCACCCACCGGCGUGAAAAGCCCUUCGCCUGCCAGGACUGUGGCCGCCGCUUCCACCAGAGCACCAAACUCAUCCAGCACCAGCACGUCCACAGCACUGAGUAGCUGUACAGCAUCGAGCUGUCAAAACACCUCACAGGGUUGUUGUGAGGCUGGCAUCGCCCAACAGGCCCCAGUUGAGCCUGGGCUUCAGUAGGUGCUCAACAAAUAGAUGAUACCUCCGCAACCUGCACGGUUCCUCUGCCCACUUUAUCACUGUUUUCAUGCCGGUAUAAGCUAUGCAUGCACGGCUUCCAGGGGAGGCUAUACAUCCCCUUCCACAGUAGCACUACCAAACCUGCUUUUUUGUGGGAUAUACUCUGCAGCAUACUUCUGGUUUAUACCGAGGGGAUACCCAGCCUCAGAUGGGGCAGAGUAGCCACAUUCACAAAGGAGGAAAGGGUUCUCUACAUCUGCCAUGGGUCUAGUCAAGAGAGAGGUCUACCAACUAUGUCACUGGUGGGUGACUGAAAAGGGUAGUCCAGCUAGCUGGGUGCAAUAGUACACACGUGUAACCCCAGCAUUCAGGAGGCUUAGACAGGAGGCUUGCAGAGAGUUUGAGUUCAGUCUGGGCGACACCAUAAGCUGUUAUUUCAAAAGUACACAUUAAUUAAUUAAAUGUGAUAGCAUACACAUGUGACCCCAGCAGUUGGGGGACAGAGAGACAAGAUAAUUGUCAAAAGUUCAAUAGGUAACAAGUUCCUGGAAAGCCAGAGUUACAUGGUGAGAACCUACCAAACAAACAAACAAAAAAAAAAAACUGCCAAAAACAAAAUACAAACAUGGUGGUGUGAUGGUGCAAGACUUGUAACUAUUCCAGCUAUUCAGGAGGGUGAGGUAAGUGAACUGCUAGCUAUUUUAAGGCCUGCUUGGGACCCAGGGCUUUGCAGUGGAAUGGUUCAGAGGUCAAGCCUCUUGUCAUCAAGCCUGAUGACCUGAAUUUGAUCCCUGGAACCACAUGCUGGAAGGAGACAACUGAUUCCUGAAAGUUGUUCUCUGAUCUCCACAACCUGUGUUUUCUGGGUUAUGUUUGCACAUACACAAGUAAAUAAAUGCGGAAAGAAAAAACUUUAAAAUGGA